AAAAAGCUGUAUCUCCGCCCAGUUCAUAUCAGCCUCCACUAUUAUAACCAAAAGAAAAGUUGACAUUCGUCACAUUGGCAGGUUUGGUCAACUGGGUCACACAUCACCAAAGUUCAGGAAAGUCUUUUACCGAACGGACAAACAAUCAACUCAUGAUGAGAGAUGAUAAUGAAGAACUUCAGAGGAGAGAAAAGAUGUCUCACCACGCCGAGCAGUUUUUCGAGCGAAUCCCAUACGUCCGACCCUUGGCGCUUGGCCUCUCCAUGGAGCAUCACGCAGCGCAAUACAAGGACGCACUGGGACUGGCGCCAUUUCACCUAGAUGCAACUUACCUGGGCCCAGUUUAUGGUCCUAGAUUCGCAGGGCGGCUUUCCUAUUUUCCCUUUCACGGGCAUCUCGACAUGUAUGACUAUUCUUUCGAGCCCACGUUCAUCCGCAAACGAAAUGAGAGGGAGCGGCAACGGGUGCGCUGCGUGAACGAGGGUUAUACGCGUCUUCGUGAGCAUCUACCCCAAGAGUUCGAGGACAAACGACUCAGCAAGGUAGAGACGCUGCGUGCAGCAAUAGACUACAUAAAACACUUGCAGGGUCUCUUGGACUUCAACGGAUCCACUGGUGGAAUUGAAAUGUCACUUGGAGAAAGGCGCAUCAGUGCGCAGAGUGCAGAGUGUAAUAACAGCGAUGGGGAGUCCAGAGCCAGCUUGAGCGACUGUGGAGAGGUUCACUACUAGAGUGAAAUGCUGAAACUAUUUAGCGUACUUUUGACAAACGGUCAAAUGAAUCAUGUUGCCAUGCCCUGCUAUAUGAGGUGUCACCAUCAAAUGCUUAAACUUGCAUGUUGCAUUAUUUUUCUAGAGGGGAAAUAGAUCACAGUUCUUGCCUUUCUGUGUCUGGAGUCAUCUCCAGCUUUUGUUCAUGUCUGUUUCAUGUUUGUUUGCAACACACACAAUCAUGUAAAUGCCCUGUAUGUAGAUAUAUGCCACAUUUAAGUUUCCUUUACUCUAUUGCAAUAUUUGAAGUUACAUACCUUUGAAGGUAAUACACUCAAGUGAAUAAAUUAGAGAGGGUACAUGCAACUACAAACAGUGUUUG
Osmerus eperlanus (European smelt) is the source of this 1092-nucleotide messenger RNA. Its product is annotated as achaete-scute homolog 5-like. The record is from RefSeq and is a predicted model, not a curated record. Lineage: Eukaryota; Metazoa; Chordata; Actinopteri; Osmeriformes; Osmeridae. The transcript is spliced from 2 exons. Gene Ontology annotation, biological process: regulation of transcription by RNA polymerase II; developmental process. The coding region runs from base 153 to 731 and encodes 192 amino acids. Gene Ontology annotation, molecular function: RNA polymerase II transcription regulatory region sequence-specific DNA binding; protein dimerization activity; DNA-binding transcription factor activity, RNA polymerase II-specific.